Aspergillus wentii DTO 134E9 is the source of this 1941-nucleotide messenger RNA. RefSeq lists its product as uncharacterized. The record is from RefSeq and is a predicted model, not a curated record. Gene Ontology annotation, molecular function: toxin activity. NCBI's taxonomy places the organism in Eukaryota, Fungi, Ascomycota, Eurotiomycetes, Eurotiales, Aspergillaceae. The coding region runs from base 1 to 1941 and encodes 646 amino acids. The transcript has a single exon.
AUGAAUUCCAUCAUCAAGCCAGAGAUCGUCAUUCCCUACCCAGCCAGGUCAAUCCGUAUCGUUGGCUUCCAAAGCAAUUGCGUCUUGCUCUCACGAGACCAUGCGUCCCCCUAUUUUGACCAAUGGCCGUCUUACUACGUGCACAACGAUCAGUACUGGUACAUCAUUCCUGGCAAAGGAAAGUUCGAAGGAUAUUACUAUAUCAAAAGCUGGAUGACGGGCAGAGUGCUAUUCUCCAGGUCGGGCAUGGCGCCGUACGUGGAAACAAACGAAGAUGACGAAACCAACCCGCUUCACUAUUUCAAAAUUGAACCGGGUAGUGGUGCGUACGCCGGUUGCUUCCGACUGAAAAAUUACCAAUCUGAAUGUUAUCUUAUCUCGAGAACCUCGCCGGAACCCCAUGUCUACAACUGCUGGCCAUCGGACCCAGUAGCUGACGAGCAGUAUUUCAAAUUCGACUUCGACGCUCUUGUCAACAAUCUAACACCUUCAGAUUCCAUCGAAGACAUUGGCAAAUGGCAAGCCAGUCCCAUUGUCCUCAAAGCAGUCAGUGUCAACCAGCUGACGAAGACUCUGGUGACUACCGGUCUUGGUAUGAUCCCCGAGAUCGGUGGUCUACUAGCUACCCUUACGGGCCUUUUAUGGCCUGACGAUGAGGCCAACAACUUGAACCAAAUCGAUGCCGGUGUCAGGGAAAUUGUGAAAGGGGUUCUGGAGGAGAAAGCAGUAGCAGACUUGCGAAGAAAGACCGAGGGGCUGAAGGAAUUUAUACGAAGGUAUGGGCAGUCCUCGGUGGGCAUCAGUCAAAAGGGCCAGCAAUUGACCUAUCUCUUGGGGGAGUUUACCAUCAUCAAGCGGGACUACCUUGAUAAUGAAACGCCGUGGCAGACGCUGCAGUAUUUUGUCCCCAUGGCUACUCUGCAUCUUGCUUUGCUCCGUGACCAGCUCUUCCUUUGGGAUGAGAUCUAUCCCGAGGCCCGCGAUCAAGGGAAGGACACCGAAGUCCACCGCGCUGAGUUGCAAAGACACAUCAAGCAGUACACGACCGCGGCGCAGAAAAUCUUUGCCAGAUGCAUCAAAUGGCGGAUGGAAGAGAGAAUCAAAGAUGAGGAGUCGGUAGAUGUAGAGCCGAUGCGAAGGAAAGAAAUUCGAUUCCGCAAUGUCUACGACUUUGAGCGAGGUGUCCACAAACGGUCCGAAACGAAUACACAUCCGGGAAGCCCUUGGGCUCCGCCACCUCCACGAAGUCGUGAGAACCUUCAAUUGGAUCGGUUCUACGAAAACCUGCGGGAUUCGGCCGAUUCCAUCUACCGACAGCAGAUUAAGGACCUUCUCGCACCGUCGCUACAAUGGCCCCAGUUCAUCAACAGGAACAAAGAGCCCAUCACCCGGGAAAUCAUCUGCAAUACAACCGAACCCAUGGGUGAGGUUGUUGCAGCUGACAUGAAGCACUUCAACGACCGCGAGCUUGCCGAGCAGCACGGCCAGAUCACCAGGAUUUCUCUCUUCGCCUGGGACCGAGUGAAUGGUUUCGAAAUUUGGCACGGAGAUACGAGCAGUGGAUUCCGUGGAAACAAGGAUGGGACUGAAAGGAUUCUUCAUGUGGGCGAGGACGAGGCUGUGGUCUGUGUUUCGGGUAACAUUGACUCCCGCGGUCUUAAUUCGCUCCAAUUCUGGAUCAAUCAGGACAAGAAAAUCUGUGGCGGGGGUGGCGGUGGAUUUGGGAAUCCCAAGAUCAGUGACAACUUUCGUCUUGGGCAGCCUUAUAACGGAAAGAGCGGGACGGCUACCGCUCCUUCUACUCCCCGGUUACGAUAUGUGUAUGGCUGGUCGUGCGACAGCAGCUCCACGAUCAAUAUUCCAGAGAUCAGCGAGCUCCUAGGGGUCGCCACCGGCGUUAUCGGGUUCGGUGCCUCUCUUGCUAAGACGGAAGAGUUAUAG